Molecule: messenger RNA, 1973 nt
Organism: Lytechinus variegatus (green sea urchin)
Lineage: Eukaryota; Metazoa; Echinodermata; Echinoidea; Temnopleuroida; Toxopneustidae
Exons: 2
Coding region: 124-1893 (589 amino acids)
Molecular function (GO): zinc ion binding; nucleic acid binding
Source: RefSeq, a predicted model, not a curated record
GGAGUUAUUUGUUUAAUGCAGAUGUUUGUAAAUAUAUAUGUGUAAAUAGUAAUGUACAUUUGACCUCAUUUGGGUGAAGUAGGUUUUUGCAAAUUGAUAGAGACCCUACAUGUAUUUUCAAACAUGGAUUUAGCAGGUCUUAUGGCAGCUGGUAAAGAGUUUGGGUUAACUGGUGAGGCUCUUAAAAAGUUUGUAUCAGAUGAACAGAAAAAGCAAAGAGAUGAGAGAGCUGAGUUGUUGGAGUUAAAGAAACGAGAAAAAGAAACAGCAGAAAUACAGCUAGAAAUAGAGCGUGAAAAGAAUGUAAAAGGUGAAUCAAAAUCUGUAGGCCAGAGAGCCUGGUCUCCCAAACUACCGCCUUUUCAUGAGGACAAAGAUAAUAUUGAUGCAUACUUGCAGCGAUUUGAGCGUUAUGCAGACACCCAAAAUUGGCCGCGCGCUGAUUGGGCGAUUAAUCUAAGCGCUUUGCUCACAGGAAAAGCUCUUGAUGUUCAUUCUAGAUUAACCAGUGACGAAGCUAAAGAUUAUAAGACAUUGAAAACUUCUCUUUUGAAAGCUUUUCAACUUACCUCAGAAGGAUUUCGUUCAAAGUUUUAUACAGGUAAACCAGUUAAUGGGGAAACCGCAUCACAAUAUUCAAACAGAUUAGAGAACUACCUUAACAGAUGGAUUGAACUCUCGGGCGUCAAGCAUGAUUUUGAUGACCUAAAGGAUCUUCUUCUUCGAGAACAUUUCAUCAACGGAUGCCAUCGUGACUUGUCAAUCUUCCUACGAGAACGACAGCCAAAGACUACAAAGGAUGCCAUGAAGUUCACAGAACAAUACCUAGAAGCACGAGGAGGUGUAUUCAGAGCGCCACCACCACAGAGGAACAUCCCUACAGGACAAACACAGCGAAUCAAUACAAGACAUGAAGGUAAAACAAAUACCCCUCAAAUACAUUCUAAGUCAUUCCCAAAGACAUGUUACAACUGUCAUCAAGAAGGUCACAUUUCUCGUAACUGUCCAAAACAAUCACAAAAACCACAAAUGACCAAGACUUGUUUUAUCUGUCACAGGCCAGGACACUUUGCUAACUCAUGUCCUUUCUCUCCAGUUAAAUCUGCAGGAUUCGUGAUCUCGGAAGAACCAGAGGAACCAGAGGAUAGACCUGCAACGGAAGCUGACCCUACUCAUUUACAAUCUGAUAACCCAGGGUAUAUUCCCCAUAACCCAUGUCGAUGUAUCUCUUGUAAUACACAGGUCAGACUUGAAGCUUCAUGCAUUAUGGUCCGAAUGCCAAACGAUACCCCUCACCUUAAAUCUAUGACAGAUUAUGACAAAUUUGGUUAUGAUAACAGUUUGCCCCUAAUGAGUGCAGCAUGCUCAAAUGAAAAUUUUGUCAAACGUAUGCCUGUUACCAAGGGACUUGUAAAUAACAAUGUAAUUUCCGUUCUCAGAGACAGCGGAAGCAGUGGUAUCAUCAUUAAACAAGAUCUUGUAAAACAAAGUCAAUUGACAGGUGAAGUUUGUACUUGUUUGCUAAUUGAUCGAUCAAUUAGAACUCUCCCCAUUGCAGUGAUCGAUAUCAACACACCUUUCUAUGUAGGUAAAGUUAGUGCUGUAUGUAUGAAAACUCCUCUCUAUGACCUUAUCUUAGGAAAUAUUCCAGGUGUGAGACCAGCAGAGCAACCAGAUCCACAAUGGACUCUACCAGAGACCGUCAUUCCAGUCUGCGCAGUACAGACAAGAGCACAAGUCCAACGAGAAGGCAAGCCAUUUCGUCCACUCAAGACUCCACAUCCAAUGGAAGAAGUUGUCAUCCCAUCAGUUCUCAAGGAAACACAACAGAAGGAUGAGACUCUACAUCGACUGAGAGAACUGGCUGAUGCUGGAACAGAGAAAGUAUCCUGAGGCGAUUCCACUCCCCAGCAUCGAAACAGAGAGGGUAGCAGAGGCUCUUGUAAGCGUCUUCACUAGGGUCGGGAUUCCAA